Molecule: messenger RNA, 1794 nt
Organism: Colletotrichum gloeosporioides
Lineage: Eukaryota; Fungi; Ascomycota; Sordariomycetes; Glomerellales; Glomerellaceae
Exons: 4
Coding region: 1-1794 (597 amino acids)
Source: RefSeq, a predicted model, not a curated record
AUGGAUAAUGGAGUCGCGGCCACGAUUACACCCUCGCCCACGUCGGUAGCAGUAUCAGCGGCACCAACUCUCAACGCAGAACCAGCUGCCCUCUUCUGGCUCGCUUGGGGAGGGCUAUGGACAGCCUUGGUGCUCAGCGGAAUGGCAUUUCUCUUUGUCAACCGCAAAAUGCCGUUUUUGAGGAUCCGCGGCCUGGCUUUGUCGUUUGGGGCAGUUACCAUGCUCCACCUCUAUUGGAUUUCAGUACAGAUCGGCCUCGCUAUUGGUUCCUAUGUGCCUGAUGGCGCCGAGUUCUGGGUAAUGGGCCUCUAUCUUCCUUUCGGCAUCGCUCUCUUUCACGCCUCGAAUAGCCGGUUCCUCCACGUCGCCAAGGCGCAGAGGAGAUAUGCCGGCACAUCGGGAGUUCUGUCCCAGCCUGAACAGAAGCCGUGCGACGGCAAGGACAAGACGCUCGUGGGACGGUUCCAAAAGCUAGACUACACCACCAAGAUGCUCGCCGUCGUGUGCACGGGCAUGCUGCUCCAGCUGCUGCUCACUGUCGUGAUGUGGCUCGUCUCCCGCAAGUACCACCCUUGGUUUGGCAUCCCCGGUACCGAGGCCAAGGGCACCGAGGCAGAGCAGAAGGUCGAGAAGGGGAGAGGUUGGGAAUGGUGGCCUUCGGUCUUUUGGCAGUUCCUAUGGGCCUGGAUCGUCGCGCCCUUCAUCCUAUGGAGAUCACGUGGCAUCAAUGAUACCCAGGGGUGGCGACUCCAGACCAUUGGAUGCUGUAUCGCGAGCCUGCACGCUACCCCUAUGUGGCUUAUCGCCUUGUAUGUUCCAGCCAUGGCACCUGUCAAUCGAUACUUCAUCCCCCCUCAGUGGAUCUGCCUGUCAAUAACCUUCAUUGAAAUCUUUGCCAUAUUCGUUCCUUGUUGGCAAGUCAUCAAACACAAGUCCCUUCGCCAAGAGACUCUUGAGUCCAUCGCCAUCUGGGAAGCCAAGAACCAGCAACGCGACAGGAGAAACUCUACUAUAACAGGUUCUACCAAGGUCGGCUCACAUCUGUCGACUGGCUCUACCUGGAAGUCCCUUGCACAACUUGAAAAGGACACAAGUCAGUCCGAAAGCGUCUACACAAUGGGUGCCCUCGAGUACGUCCUUGACAAGAACCCCGAGCCCCUCCGGAAGUUCUCCGCUCUCAGGGAUUUCUCGGGGGAGAACAUCGCCUUCCUCGCCGCCGUUGGGGAAUGGAAGUCGUCCAUCCCCACCACUCCCGGUUCGAACAAGCAACGCUCCAUGGAGCUCACUCGUGAACGCUUCAACCGCGCGCUGCGCAUCUACACCGAGUUCAUCAGCCCUCGCCACGCCGAGUUCCAGAUCAACAUCGCUUCACAAGACCUCAAGAACCUCGAAGACAUCUUCGAGGACGCCGCCCGCAUUCUUUACGGCCACCAAACAGAACGCUUCAGCGACCCAGUCGUGCCUUUUGAAGAUCCCAACUGGGCCAGGCCUACUUCAUCUUCCAUUGCCUCCGAGACAUACAGUAUGUCAGACGUCGCCUCUCAGACACCAAUCGCAGAUCGCGCGCAGUACUUUGGUGCGAUUCCCGAGAAGUUCACGGCCGGUGUGUUUGACGACGCCGAGACGAGCAUCAAGUAUCUCGUGUUGACCAACACUUGGCCAAAGUUCGUCAAGGAGAGGAGGUACUCGUCGGACUCGGAAGAUUCGCGGGAGUCGAGAGACACUGUGGAGACAUUCAACUCACAGUCAACACUUCACAGGGUGGUGAGGUACUUCAGGGCCAUGAGAGUGUAG